Molecule: messenger RNA, 1168 nt
Organism: Austrofundulus limnaeus
Lineage: Eukaryota; Metazoa; Chordata; Actinopteri; Cyprinodontiformes; Rivulidae
Gene: her8.2
Product: hairy-related 8.2
Biological process (GO): regulation of DNA-templated transcription
Molecular function (GO): DNA binding; protein dimerization activity
Source: RefSeq, a predicted model, not a curated record
GUGGAGGGGGGAGCAGUGCACGGUUUCAGGCUGGACAUCUGUCGCCUGUGAGAGCCCUGGGUGUCCCCGGGUCCACUGAAUGGAGCCAGUGACCCGUCAAUCCUGACUGAUGGGACCCCGUGUGUGGGAAAAUCCUGCCGGCAAAGAGCUCGAGCUUUCACAUGCUAAUCGUGGCCCUAUAAAUAAGAGGGUCUCGGCGCGCGGAGGGCCCUAGAGACACGCUGAAGUUCGGAGGGAGCAGGAGCCCCAGAAGCGCCGCAGACAUGACCGCCUCUGCAUCCCAGCCCACUGCUAAAGAAGAGAGGAAGCUGAGGAAGCCGCUUAUUGAGAGGAAACGACGGGAGAGGAUCAACAACUGUUUGGAUCAGCUGAAGGAAACGGUGAUUGGAGCCUUCAGACUGGAUCAAUCCAAACUGGAGAAGGCAGAUAUUCUGGAGAUGACAGUGAAACAUCUGCAGAACAUCCAGAACCAUAAACUGAAAGAUCCAGGUGCAGGCCUGGAGGCGCAGCAGAGGUACAGCACCGGGUACAUCCAGUGCAUGCACGAGGUCCACAACAUGCUCCUGACCUGCGACUGGAUGGACAAAACCCUGAGCUCCCGUCUGCUCAACCACCUCCUGAAGUCCCUGCCCAGGUCCAGCGAUGAGCUCACCCACCAGGACACCCCCCUCUCAUCUGGCCAAGGCACCCUGGGCACACCCCACCUGGGUGGGAGGAAGCACCAGAGGGAGGGAGCCACCUGCCACAAGGCUGGGCUGCAGGAGAGACUCCACAGCUCCCACCCCCACCUGGGGGUGCUGGAGAUGUGGAGACCCUGGUAGACCCCUGGAUCUUGCUGUCCCUUUUGUUAGACCCUCUGUUAUGUAUCUUAUAGAUAUGCUGCUCAGGAGACGUUCCAGUGAUUCUUACUGUAGUUGUGCUCUAAUGAUUCUACACAAACCUUUUCUCUGUACUUCUCUUAGGAAGUCACCUUCUUGUAGCCUGCUUUUAGAAGGCUCUUAUUAAUCUUUUACCUAUUUAUUGUAUUAACAACUUUAUUUAUUUCAGAAUGUAAGACGUGACUUUGCUUCUUCAGCGGCCUGCUUGGUGUUGCAUAGAUUUCUGUCUUCCUUCUUUGCCUAAUAUUUAACCUAAACAUUAAUAUUAAUAAAGUUUAUUACACAAAUUA